Messenger RNA from Parnassius mnemosyne (clouded apollo), 717 nucleotides. Lineage: Eukaryota; Metazoa; Arthropoda; Insecta; Lepidoptera; Papilionidae. The record is from the annotation of a GenBank genome assembly.
UUGUUCCUCUUGAAUUUUUUACAGAAAAACAGCGUAUUGACGUUGUACGUAUCGAUGGCAGUGGCAAGUAUCAGCUUACAACGUAGCGGCUGGUUGCAGCGCGUCGUGCAGUAUCACAAGAACAAUUUCUUAGCCGAUUUACAUAAAUUGCCGCCGGUGCAAAUUAAAGCCUCAAUCGAACGCGCUCCCUACGGCUACGUGGAUCCGGACACCUGGGACUAUGACUCGGUGCUGCGGCUGCUGGGAAUGCUGCAGCGGAGCGAGGGCGCAGCCCCCGUGUUGCAACAUUUACGCAGGACGAUGUUUAGCCGACGGUUUAUGUCGUUCGGAGACACAUUUAAGGCGUUCCCCAGUCUAUCCAAAAACCAUGCAAACUAUAUGUAUUACGACAUAGAGUCGGAGGAGUAUGUUGCAGAGGCUACGACAGCGACAGAUAUGCCCAGCGAGAUCACCGACAACUCCAUAAUUGUCAUCUCCAACCCGACUGAGGCGCGUCUGCCAGCUGCACAAAUCAGUGUCAAGCUACUCAGGGAAAUAUUAGAGGCAAGAGCAGCAGCGGCGAGAUACAUGCCGACCACGCGGUGGACCAUACGCUGGAAGCCGAUGAACAAAACUACCAGUACUACUCCAGUUGGAACUGAGACGGAUGGGGGAAGCACCAUAGUUACCCUUACGUCAGUCGAGCCAGCUAGCAACAGUAACGUAUCAGCUUUUUAA